This is a messenger RNA of Poecilia latipinna (sailfin molly), 1721 nucleotides long. RefSeq names its product follistatin-like 1b (gene fstl1b). The record is from RefSeq and is a predicted model, not a curated record. The transcript is spliced from 11 exons. Gene Ontology annotation, molecular function: calcium ion binding; protein binding. Gene Ontology annotation, biological process: regulation of BMP signaling pathway; cell differentiation; multicellular organism development. The coding region runs from base 212 to 1147 and encodes 311 amino acids. Gene Ontology annotation, cellular component: extracellular region. NCBI's taxonomy places the organism in Eukaryota, Metazoa, Chordata, Actinopteri, Cyprinodontiformes, Poeciliidae.
UCUCUGCUCCCCUCCUCGGAGGGCUCCGGGUGUUCCCAUUGGCCGCAGCGGAGAGAGAGGAGGAGGAGACGGACGGACUGGCAGGAAUUCCUCGGCUCUCCUCAAAUUUCUUCGAACCGCGGAUCUCCAGCAACGACUCCAUCCGGAUAAAAUACUCCGACCAGCACCGCUUUUUCCUUCCUGAGCGGGGCCGCUUUGUUGUUUGAUCGAAAUGAUGUUGAGAAGCGUCGCUGUACUCCUUCUGCUGGCCGUGGCUCUCUGUCGAGCAGAGGAGCUGCAGAGCAAGGGCAAAGUCUGUGCCAAUGUGUUCUGCGGGGCCGGCAGAGAGUGCGCAGUCAACGAAAAGGGGGAACCCAGCUGCCUCUGCAUUGAGAGCUGCAAGCCCCAUAAGAGGUCAGUGUGUGGCAGCAAUGGUAAGACCUACAGGAAUCACUGCGAGCUCCACAGAGAUGCUUGUCUGAGCGGCCUGAAGAUCCAAGUGGCUCAUGAUGGACAUUGUCGGGAAAAGGAAACAGACCAAGCAGCUGCCAGCCCAGUGGUGUGCUACGCUGCUGACCGCAAUGAGCUGAGGGGUCGCGUCAUCCAGUGGCUGCAGACCGAAGUCGUCCCUGACGGCUGGUUUGCCAAGGGAUCCAACUUCUCUGAAAUCCUCCUCAAAUACUUCAAGUCGUACGACAAUGGCGAUUCUCAGCUUGACUCCUCCGAGCUGCUCAAAUUCAUCCAGCACAACGAGUCGGUUGGAGAGCUGCAGUCCUACGCAGACCAGGAGAGCAACAAGCUGCUCAGGAGCCUUUGCAUCGACGCCCUCAUUGAGCUCUCUGAUGAGAACGCUGACUGGAAGCUGAACUUUGAUGAGUUCCUCAACUGUCUGAAGCCUGGUUUCAACCCACCAGAGAAGAAAUGCGCCCUGGAGGACGAGACAUACGAGGACGGGGCAGAGACCCAGGUUGAAUGCAACCGCUGCGUCUGCGCGUGCGGCAACUGGGUCUGCACCGCGAUGACCUGCGGCGACAAACAGGCGGCAGUGGGUGAGUCAGCAGAUGCUGAAGCAGAAAUGACAGAGGAGGAGUGGAACCUCCGCGUGGCUGAGCUCAACAAACACCAGGAAACGGUUGAGAAGAUGAAGGCCAGCACAAAAGAGGUCUGAGUGAGGACACUUAAAAAAAAAAAGAAGAGGAUGCGUGCCAUCGCCCUUCUUUAAUACUUGACUUCCCUCGCGAACAAGUUUUAUCUAACUGACUUUUUUUAUGUUUCCCCGAUAUGUUAAUUAUUCUACAUUUUUGCGGUGUUUAAGUGUAUGCUGUGUCUGUUUGUUUCAAGGGCAUUCUGAAUGGAAACAGAUCGCCUUUUGCUCAAUGCUGUUACGUUCAAAUGUAUUACUGCGCCCCUACGCUAGUCCCAGGGCCUUUUUUUUUUUUUUUUUCCUACUAUCUUUAUAUAUUUUUUACAUUUACUACAAAAGAAAGAAGUAGCAGCUGUUUUAGGGAUUUAUAUGUGUGUGCUAUUGAAGGUGGUAAAGGUAGGAACUUAAACUUGUUGAAAUGAGGGCACCUGGUUUAAGGGUUUUUAAGAAGGUAAAGGCUACUUGCGACUUUGUUGCCGUAGACAGUGGCCACCGCUACAACCAUUGCACUUCUUUCUUUCCUCCGAUCUUCCCUUAGUUUACUAAAAAGCAGAAGUACUGUAUGUGUAACUUUAUGCUUUCAUUAUAGUUUUUCAGC